This is a messenger RNA of Myotis lucifugus (little brown bat), 510 nucleotides long. It is a transcript of the gene TMIE, whose product is annotated as transmembrane inner ear. The annotation marks the transcript as partial. Lineage: Eukaryota; Metazoa; Chordata; Mammalia; Chiroptera; Vespertilionidae. The transcript has 4 exons. The record is from RefSeq and is a predicted model, not a curated record.
GUACCCUGACCCCACAGAUAUGUGGUACCUACCCCAGUUCACCCUGGUUAUGAGAAAAGAGCCAGUGAAUCGGGUACGAAUCCCUCACAAAGACCCUCUGGCUUCCCGGGACAGGCUGCUGAAGCCCAGCACGGCCCCGCCCAAGCCCAAGCCGCCGCCGCUGACCAAGGAGACCGUGGUGUUCUGGGACAUGCGCCUGUGGCACGUGGUGGGCAUCUUCUCCCUCUUCGUGCUGUCCAUCAUUAUCACUCUGUGCUGUGUUUUCAACUGCCGUGUGCCACGGACUCGGAAGGAGAUCGAAGCCCGGUACCUGCAGCGGAAGGCGGCCAAGAUGUACACCGACAAGCUGGAGACAGUGCCGCCCCUCAACGAGCUCACAGAGGUGCCCGGAGAUGACAAGAAGAAGAAGAAGAAAAAGGACAGUGUGGACACGGUGGCUAUCAAGGUAGAGGAGGAUGAGAAGAAUGAAGCCAAGAAGUGAGGAGAGACACGAGGACAGCUUCCUGGCGG